UUUCGUUCUUCCCUUUUGUUCCCCAACCCUCUCCUCCCCUCUCCUAAUCGAAACUCCUUUUUCUGUAAGAUUAGAGAGGAAGAGAGCGUUGCAAAUAGACGAUUUUGACCUCUGAUCGUUGGCUAUGGCGGCGCCGGAAGCUCCCGUUUGCUAUGUCGGAGUUGCCAGGAAGUCCGCCGCCUUCCGUCUCAUGAAACAAAUGGGAUGGGAAGAAGGAGAAGGCCUAGGCAAGAACAAGCAAGGAAUCAAAGGAUAUGUGAGAGUUCAGAACAAACAAGACACUGCAGGUAUCGGUACGGAAAAGCCAAAUGAAUGGGCGUUUGACACUGCUCAGUUUGAUAGCAUACUUAAAAGAUUGAAAGUGCAAACAGCUGAAACCAACAAUGAUGAAGUAAAAGAGAAAAAUGACACGGCAACAGGAAAUUCUAAUGGCGAACAAGAGACUGUUCCUAAGGUUACUAGGCCUCAAGGAAGAUAUAAGAAAAGGGAGAGAGGAAAGCUUGUGCAUGCAUAUUCAUCUCAGGAUCUUGAAGGAAUUCUCGUCAAAAAGACAAAGACUUCUCAGACAAAUGAUGAUCAGAAGGUACCAGAUACAGUGGAGACAAUUAUUGUUGCCGAUGAUUCAGGGAAUGAAGAUCAAGGGGUUCCACCGGAAUGGUGGGGCUAUAAAAAUGGAUUCGUCUCAGGAGGAUUUCUUGGAAGUCAAGCUCGGAAAAAAAAGUCAUCAUCAUCAGACAAGAUGCUAGACUUCAGUGAGAGGACCACAUUCCAUGAGGAUGAUCAAGAAAAUCUUUAUAAUCUUGUUCAAAACACAGCCACAACUGGAAAACAAGGACUGGGUAUAAAGGACCGGGCAAAGAAGGUUGCUGGGUGCUACUUUGAGGGGAAAAAGACGUCCUUUGAUGAUAGCGAUGAUGAAGAUUCUUCUGAGUCAAACCCUCCCAUGAAAGAAGAACAUGAAGAAGUCAGUGACCUAGUCAAAAUUGAUGAACCAAAAUUGAAGCUGAAGAAAUUGUGUAAACGGCUGUUGAAACAGGCACCGGGGAACUUGUUAAAGCUGAAGCAACUUAAAGUGCUAAUUGAUGAACAAUCAUCAGAUUUUUUCUGCAAUUUCACUAAAAAAGAGUCGCUUGCGUUUUUGAAGUGCAAGCUUGAAGGCAGUGACAAGUUCGCAGUGGAGGGAAAGAGGGUGUCUCUUUCUUAAAGAAGGCUGAAGGAAUUUCGCCUUUGCUGAGAUUAGCUGUAACGAAAUGUAGAUGGCCACCGAUACUAGGUUCACAGUAAAUCAAGUUCAUUUUGUUUUUGCUGAGAUAGCAAGGAGCACAGCAUUGCGUUUUUGGGAGUACAACAUUUAGGCAGUCAUUUCUUCACCCAGUGACCUGCCCUUUUUUUUUUUGGGUGAUAUUUGUCUGUUAUAGGCCAAGGAAUAGAGGUCAGUAUAAGUUGUAUUAUGAACAGAUGCACAAUUAUUCGAUUGUUACACAUUUAUAAUUUGUUAUUUCACCAAUGAAA
This is a messenger RNA of Solanum dulcamara, 1512 nucleotides long. Its product is annotated as G-patch domain-containing protein 1. Gene Ontology annotation, molecular function: nucleic acid binding. The record is from RefSeq and is a predicted model, not a curated record. Gene Ontology annotation, biological process: regulation of ribosome biogenesis. Lineage: Eukaryota; Viridiplantae; Streptophyta; Magnoliopsida; Solanales; Solanaceae. Gene Ontology annotation, cellular component: nucleolus. The transcript is spliced from 11 exons. Bases 125 to 1204 code for a protein of 359 amino acids.